Molecule: messenger RNA, 1313 nt
Organism: Hibiscus syriacus
Lineage: Eukaryota; Viridiplantae; Streptophyta; Magnoliopsida; Malvales; Malvaceae
Product: protein indeterminate-domain 16-like
Exons: 3
Coding region: 48-1295 (415 amino acids)
Cellular component (GO): nucleus
Molecular function (GO): DNA-binding transcription factor activity
Source: RefSeq, a predicted model, not a curated record
UUACUUCAACUUAUAGUAAUCUAACCAAGGCUCGCAGCAAUAGCAACAUGUUGGAUAACAUUACUGUUCCAGCGUUUCCAUCUCCUUCCUCUGAUCAUCUCAAUGGGGUCACAAAGAAAAGAAAAAGAAGGCCUGCAGGUACCCCAGAUCCGGAUGCAGAGGUGGUUUCUUUAUCACCAAAAACGUUGCUGGAAUCAGACAGGUAUGUGUGUGAGAUCUGCAACCAAGGGUUCCAAAGAGACCAGAACCUUCAAAUGCACAGGAGAAGGCACAAGGUUCCAUGGAAUCUGCUGAAAAGGGAGACAGAAGAGGUGAAAAAGAGGGUAUACGUUUGCCCAGAACCAAAUUGCUUGCACCAUGACCCUUGCCAUGCCUUGGGAGAUCUGGUUGGCAUCAAGAAACAUUUCAAGAGGAAGCACAGCAAUCAGAAGAAAUGGGUUUGCCAGAAAUGCUACAAAGGUUACGCGGUUCAGUCUGAUUACAAGGCUCAUCUCAAGAUUUGUGGCACCCGAGGCCAUUCUUGUGACUGUGGUCGGGUUUUUUCCAGGGUGGAGAGUUUCAUUGAACACCAAGAUGCUUGCACCGGUGGAGGGCUAGGUGUUCAACCCGAAUUGCAGGCGCUGCACCGGGGCUGUUCCUCUCGGUCGGAUUCAAGCACUAGUCCUUCAAGCGAUACCCACUUUGGCAUGGCCGCGGUGUUGCCUGGAUUGCCAAUGCUGAAAUCAACCGAGCCUGCUUUCUUGCAUGGCAAUGCGUCUGCUUAUGAACACCGAAACAACCUUGAACUUCAGCUUCUACCGUCAUCAACUCCUCAGUUACCCCAGAAUUCGGAUGAGAAUUGCGCCACUUAUUUGAAGCUUUCAAUAGGGUCGAGUGACGGUGGCGAAAAGAGUGAAACCAACAAGCUUAGUUUAGAUACAAUUAGUGAAAAGAAUGCCAGUGAGGAGCUAAAGUUGGCGAUGGCAGAGAAUAGCUACGCCGAAAAGACUAGACUCGAAGCGAAGAAGCUGAUCGAGAUGGCUGAGCUUGAGUUUGUAAGUGCUAAAAGGAUAAGGCAACAAGCCCUAGGUGAACUCCAGAAAGCUCAAGUCUUGAAAGAUCAAGCAACAAAGAAGAUAAGUGCAACUAUCAUACAAAUCACUUGUCAAGCUUGCAAGCACCAAUUUCAAACAUCAACAGCUGCGGUUCCAGCUGACGAGACCUCACUUGCUAUGAGUUACAUAUCGUCCACAACAACGGAAGGGGAAGUAGAGUGGCGGCAAGUCAAUCAAACAACGGAAAUGAUCGAUUCUUAGCCAUUAAAAUCUCUUUGU